CCCGCCUCGCCGCCUCCCAGCGCCAGCUGCCGAGGGAGCGCACACGCUGCUGUGCUGCAUUCAGCAGCGCCUCCCCCCAAACCUCCACUCUCCUCGGCGGCGGGCUGGUGUAUUUAUUCUCUCCCUCUCACUAGGCAAGAGCCAUGAAGGGAGGAUGCCUUACCCCCUGGACGAUCGCUGGGCUCCUCUGGCUGGGGCUCCUUUUGGCAGCCGCUGAGAGAGCCGUCUACACGAAUCAUUUUUUGGUGGAGUUGCACCGAGGGGGCGAGCCGGAAGCAAAGCAACUCGCGGCCGAAUAUGGCUUUAGUGGGGUCCGGAAGCUUCCCUUUAUAGAUACUGGGUACCAUUUUUAUCAUAAUGGCAUCUCCAGGGCCAGGAGAAGACGCAGUCUUCAGCACAAGCUUCAUUUGGAAAAAGACCCGAGGAUAAAGAAGGCUGUGCAGCAGGAAGGCUUUGGCAGAAAAAAGCGAGGCUAUAGAGAGAUCAAUGAAAUUGACAUAAACAUGAACGAUCCUUUAUUUACAAAGCAAUGGUAUCUGAUCAACACUGGUCAAGCAGAUGGGACCCCUGGACUUGAUCUAAAUGUGGCUGAAGCCUGGGAGCUGGGAUAUACAGGGAAAGGUGUUACCAUAGGAAUUAUGGAUGAUGGAAUUGAUUAUCUUCAUCCUGAUCUUGCCUCAAAUUAUAAUGCCAAAGCCAGCUACGACUUCAGCAGUAACGAUCCCUACCCAUAUCCCCGCUACACAGAUGACUGGUUUAACAGUCAUGGAACCAGGUGUGCAGGGGAAGUGUCGGCUGCAGCAAACAAUAACAUCUGUGGAGUUGGCGUGGCAUACAACUCAAAGGUGGCAGGUAUCCGAAUGCUGGACCAGCCUUUUAUGACAGAUAUUAUUGAGGCUUCUUCUAUCAGUCACAUGCCGCAAGUCAUAGAUAUAUAUAGUGCCAGCUGGGGGCCAACUGAUAAUGGAAAGACUGUGGAUGGACCUAGAGAACUAACUUUGCAAGCCAUGGCAGAUGGUGUGAACAAGGGCCGUGGCGGCAAGGGAAGCAUCUACGUCUGGGCCUCUGGAGAUGGUGGCAGCUAUGAUGAUUGUAACUGUGACGGCUAUGCAUCAAGCAUGUGGACUAUCUCCAUCAAUUCUGCUAUUAAUGACGGCCGGACAGCUCUGUAUGAUGAAAGCUGCUCUUCGACGUUGGCCUCCACGUUCAGCAAUGGGAGGAAGAGAAAUCCCGAAGCUGGUGUGGCUACUACGGAUUUAUAUGGCAACUGUACCUUACGUCAUUCUGGAACAUCUGCAGCUGCACCAGAGGCAGCUGGCGUGUUUGCAUUGGCACUGGAGGCUAACCUGGAUCUGACGUGGAGAGACAUGCAGCAUCUGACAGUGCUCACCUCCAAAAGGAACCAACUUCAUGACGAAGUCCAUCAAUGGCGUAGAAAUGGUGUUGGUCUGGAAUUUAACCAUUUGUUUGGCUAUGGAGUCCUCGAUGCUGGGGCAAUGGUUAAAAUGGCAAAAGACUGGAAGACUGUUCCAGAGAGAUUCCACUGUGUUGGAGGAUCAAUACAAGAACCUGAAAAAAUACCAUCAAGUGGCAAGUUGGUUCUAACACUUACAACUGAUGCUUGUGAGGGGAAAGAAAACUUUGUCCGCUACCUAGAACAUGUGCAAGCAGUUAUAACCGUGAACUCGACUAGGCGAGGGGACCUCAACAUCAACAUGACAUCACCUAUGGGGACUAAAUCCAUUUUACUGAGCCGACGUCCAAGAGAUGAUGACUCCAAGGUGGGUUUUGACAAAUGGCCUUUCAUGACAACACACACUUGGGGAGAAGACCCCAGAGGCACUUGGGUUCUGGAAGUUGGAUUUGUUGAUAGCGUGCCACAGCGGGGAGUACUGAAGGAAUGGACACUGAUGCUACAUGGGACACAAAGCGCACCAUAUAUAGACCAAAUAGUAAGAGAUUACCAGUCCAAACUGGCUAUGUCCAAGAAGGAAGAGCUGGAAGAAGAAUUAGACGAAGCAGUAGAGAGAAGUCUGAAGAGUAUACUGAGCAAGAACUAGCACUGUUCUGCAUGUUGGUCUCUCUUUCCAUUCUAGAUCAUUCUACUCACCUUUCUACUAUCCAGACCUCUGUGUUAGACACAUUACAAUGUCUCCAUAGCCAAAUUCUCAUACUUUAUUGAUUUUAAAGUCUUAGAUCCUGUCAAUGAUUAUUUUAAUUACAACCGAAGCAAUCUUUUUUUUUACUCUAAGCCACAAAUAUGUUGUUCCCUAUCAACUACUCUGUACAGUUUGUGACUGUAAAUGAUUUUGUGUCAUACAAAUAGGUAAUAACUUGCAAACAAAACCGUGAUGGCUUUUCCCUUCAUAUUUUUGUGGUAAAUGUUGUUUGUAUUUAAAAAUUUAAAAAAGAGGGAGUAAAUUUUAAAACUGGCAGUUAGUGGUAAUGAACCCAUUUGGUCAGCUUUCAUGAUAGAGAUGUUAACAGUAACAAGUUGGCUAGAGAUGCCUUUGAAUGACCAACAGCCUGAUUCUGCGCCAUUGACUUCAAUGGGAGUUUUCCCAUUGGCUUCAGUAAGAAUAGGCAUAGGCCCUAAAAGGAAAAAAUAAUCUAGAGAUGAAGAAUGAUGGUAAUCUCCUCUUGGAAAUUGCCAUUUCCUUUUUACUUACACACACCACAGAACAUUUUUUGACUUAGAGAUGAUUCAUUUGUAUGUAAUAAGUGAGACAAAAUGUCUGAUAAAGGACGUGCAUUAGGAAACAGGGUCCAAAUGUUCUAAAAGCACAAGUAUUUUUUUAAAAUUUGGUAAUUCAGAUCAAUGUAUGCCAAAUCAUCACAUUGGGAAUGAAAUUCAAACUGGAGAGCUACCCUUCUGCGAUGGCAUCUGCUCUCCUUUAUACUGAAAUUAUAGCAGCAUAAGAUAAGGCUGUGUCAGCAUUUCCAUUACAAACCCCUAUAUUCUGGGGUUGGUAAUUUGCUAUAGGAGAAACUUGGCAUAUGAACUUUCAGUCCAAAAGCAAUUUUUAAUUCAAAUUUUCUUAUUUUAAAUGAUAGAGUUUGUCAGUUUUGAAUUGUAUCAGUUUAUUUAAGAAGAAAGGCUGCUUAGAUUGUUUUAUAUGUGCACAAUGCAAAGUUAGUUUUGACUAGCAAUAAAAAAGAAUAAAUUUGUGAAAAAUUAUCCCAUAAAUCAUUGUUGCUGUUUAAAAGACCUAGUCUUCAAACUCUUACACUUAGGAGUGUUUUUAGCAUCUGAUUCAAAAAAGUAAAUUAAACCUCUCAGAGCCUGAUCUAUCUUACUGCCAUUGAUCUCAAUGGAGAUGACACGCAGUGGCAAACACAACACCCAAAAGUGUUUGUAGGACUAGGAGCUCAGUUAGUAAACUCUGAAUAGUAACUACAGGCCCAAUCCUGCAAACGCUUGUAUACUUGCUUAACUUUAAGUACAUGAGUAGUUACUUUGGCUUCAGCAUAACUACUCUAUGUGCAUAAGUGUUUGCAGGACUGGGGCCUAGGAAGUUGGCAGUAAUUAGUUUCAGAAUUUGAUUAUUUUCUAUUUUUAAUAUGCAGAAUAUACAUCUAAAAUGUGUGUUAUCAAGAGCUGCUUGGGUUAAUCAGUUGCAAACUACAAUUAAAAUGAAUACAUAUUUAUCUAAUGAUUAAAAAUGACACCAACAGGUUAUGAAAUGCAUAGUUUUACCCCAGAAUGUAUAUUUCUAUUAUCUCAAGUGAAUAUUCUUCUCUUAUCCUUCCAUAACAGGAUUUUUUUUUCUUUUCCUUUCAAAUCCCAAACAAAUUAUCUACUUAAACUAUGUUUACAUUAUGUAUACUAUAAGCCAAGUUAAGCACCUAAGUGUUCAUAGGAUUUCCAUUGCCUUACACCAUUGUUACUGAGGGGUUACUCCAGUGAAGACAAUGGAGUCACACUUAGGUGUAAGUGGAAGGAGAAACAGGCCGUCAGGCUUUUACUUUUAAAAUACCACCUAAUAGGAGUGACUUUUAAAAUCAUGUUGUUCAUUUGUUCCAAUAGAUGGAAGGCAUCAACUAUAUCUCAUCUGGGGGUCUUAAAAUAAACCAAAGGACACCACGGGCCCACUUCUAACCUCACAUACACACAUGUAGGCAAUGAGCCAAUUCUUAAAGUAGUAGGUGGGUGUCUUUGGAACUGGGAAGACACCCAUUGUCUUCAAUGGGUUUAGAAUUGGGCCUGUGAUUCCCAGUAGUUAAUGGGAGUUGCACGUGCAUAUCAGAGGGAAGAACUUGCCCCUAUUAUGUGUACAUAUGCAUUUGAUAACACACAAACACACAUGAUAUAUAGAACAUACAUAUAGUAUGUAAUAUAUAUGCAAGCAUACAUUGUAUAUAUUACAUAUAAUGAACACAAUAAAUAUAUAUACACAUGCGUCAUGUUUGUGUGUAUGUAUUUACUAAAGAAACAGAUCAUUUAAACAUAUUAAAGAGUAUUCUAAAAUAUGGAAAAAGUUCUUGGAUUAAGAAAAUUGUGGCAAUUUUAAAUGAAAGUGUACGUUAAUUCCUAUUGCAUUCAUGUAAUUUUGCAAUUCUCUGUUUAAACAUUAAAUGUCUUAUAGCAGCAAAAUAACUUAAUGGGUGUUCAUAUUUUCAUAAUAUUGACUUAAAUUAUUAAGUGCAAGAUGACUGUAAGGGGUGAUUAACAGAAAUUAUGAGUUUUGAUAUGCGUAUAUAUAAACCAAGUGUAUAUACAAUAUAUAUAUAUAAUAUAUAUAUAUAGCUAGACUUCAGACUCUUCAGAAUUUUUGCAUCAGAGUAAGCACUGAAAAAUGUCCAGUUAGAAUAAGUUUUUAUGGUAUCGCUGAUGCAACAUAAAUUAAUUUAUUAGCAUUUAUAACAGAGGAACUAAUUCAGUUCUUGAUUUAAAACAGGUGAAUGUUGUUAAAAUAUAAAGCCCUGUGAUGAUGUUUUAUAAUCUGAGUAAAAUAAAGAGAUGUUGUAAACUGG
Molecule: messenger RNA, 4974 nt
Organism: Gopherus flavomarginatus (Mexican gopher tortoise)
Lineage: Eukaryota; Metazoa; Chordata; Testudines; Testudinidae
Gene: PCSK2
Product: proprotein convertase subtilisin/kexin type 2
Exons: 12
Coding region: 144-2060 (638 amino acids)
Biological process (GO): protein processing
Cellular component (GO): trans-Golgi network; Golgi membrane
Molecular function (GO): serine-type endopeptidase activity
Source: RefSeq, a predicted model, not a curated record